CAGCCUUUGCUCGCACAGCCCCUGGUCAGGGGUCGUGGGAAUGGUCGCCUAGCAACGUCGCCUAGCCCUAGAGUGACAUUUAGACCAAGCGAAAGGGCUGCGUCCUAGGGCGCCGCUAGGUCUUCUCCUUUCAGGGGGAGCCUCGGGUGGUUUCUCCUUCAGAAAGUUGCACUCGCCGUCACCAGUUUUCGGAUUGCUUCCCCUCUCUCCCUUUUUGUCCCUAAAUGCUUGAGAUAGUUUUAUUCUGAGAUGUUUCAGCAGGAAAAGAAUGUGCUUCUUCAGACGAGUAUCCACUCAUUUUGGAUCAUUUUUUGUCUGUGCAUACCAAAAUGCUUGUAUGCACAGAACGUGUGUCCUGAGGUCAGGCAACAGCUUUUGAAAGAUGGCUUUCACAGAAAUCUGCUGAUUCGGGUAAAUAUCAGUACAGCUGACGAAAGCCUCAGAAGCUGCAUAGUGGCAACUAAGGUACACUUACCAAAAGGACUAUAUGUGGAUCCCUAUGAAUUGACAUCUUUACAAAAGCACAAUCUCACUGAGGCAUUGAUGAUGGCAGAUAACAUAGAUUUGGAAGCUCCCGAGUACUUAGCGGCUGACGUUUCUGUCCUCGUUUAUAUGAGACCUGACCCUGAAUGCUUUUCCUGUUUUAGAGCAUUAUUACCUCUGCACUGCCGGUAUCAUCGGCCGGCAGAGAAUGAUGGGGAAAUCUCUACUGUACUGAAGAGUCCAGAUCUUUUGAUGCAUUGCCAAAAAUUCUUCCUUUCACUGGAAUGUUUGAAAGAAACUGAAAUAGAAGCUCCAUGUUCUCAGAAGAAUAUACACACAUGCCACUGGGAUAGCAUGAAGUUCAAAGAUGUGUGUAACCGAAGAACUGAAACUGCAGAUACCAGUUGGGCUCAAACACCAUCUUAUGUUGGUAUGCACAGUGACUCUUGCUACCACAAUAUUGUGUUCCAGUCUUAUCCUUUCAGCUUUAUUCAAGCAUGGAUGCUUCUCCUUUGUUCAGAGCUCACAGUAAAACCGAACAAGGUUAUUGAAUCAUCAUGGAAAAACUGUGUAAAUACACCAGACAAACCAGAGACAGGAACAGAAGAAAAGGCUUAGAAUUGGCCCAGCAUCACAGACUGGGAGCAGGCCAAGUGCCUCUUACUUGACUGUGCGGUAUCAUAUGCUUGGCUGCAUUGCUUUUGAUCUGUUCUAGUCUCCUCCCCCCGAUUUUGCACAUGUUUCCUGAAUAGGCUGAUCUAGUAUCCGAUAAAUAUGUGCCUUCAAAAUUGCCAUGUAAUCAAAUUUUGAAAUAGUGAAACCUGCCUAACUUAACAAUUCUGAUAUCACCAAUAAAGCGGGGGUGGAUAAUUUUUUGAACCCUAAAAAACCCAAACACAGGUUCUUUUUUCAUGUGUAGUCAAUCAUAGAUAUCAGACAAGUAGAAACAAUUAUAAGUGGCAAUAAUACUUUGGAAGGAAGUUUAUAAACUGUUCAUUUUUAAACCAUGAACUGGAUAAAUAUGUCUCAGAAGAUAACAGAACAGGUGGAAUUAUUCCAAGUUCUGAGAAAACACUGGAUGUAAAUCAUUAGCGUUGAAAAUACAAGGAAAUACAGGGAGGAAAUUGCUUCAUUAAUGGAAAAACUGAGCAGCUCCAAAGAUUCUUAACUUUUCUAUUGUCAACAAACUUCACACAUCAAGUGGCUACUAGUAUGCAAAAUAGGUUCAAAGGGAAAGAUGUGCCACUUUCCAUAUUCGUGGACAGCAUAAAAUAUUUACCAAUUCAUAAAUUAAAUAAAAGAAAAUACCGGUACCUUUUUAAAAAUGUACAACUGCAGUUUAUGGCUGAAUUUACACCAUUUGGUUGUUUCUUACCUGUGCUGGUCUUGUCUCUGAAUUAUCAAGAAUUUUCUUUGGGUCUCCACUAAAACUAUAUCAAAGACUUGUUUUGUGGCAUCUUUCGCUAGCUGAUGAGAUGCUUUUAACACUGGUCUUUUGUUCUCCCCGUACAAAGUGCUGAAUGACGAUCGCUGAGGCAAUACUUCAGCUACUACCUCAGGUUCUCUGUGAAGAUUGCUCUGCAUCUGUUUGGGGGAAGGGAGCCACUGUAGAAAACAAUUGCAGAUGGGUUAUUUUUGUUUCUCCACUUUCCUUAUAUGAGCAGCUGUAGCACAUAAUGGGAGGACAGCUGUGAGCUUCAGUUGUUUAUCUUAUCCUUUUCCUUUUAGUUUGAUGUCAAUUGACAGUUUUAUACUGCAUACUAUGGAUCCAAAGCUGGUCUUCUUGAUCAUGUCAUCAAGAAGUUUCAUGUUUAAAUGUUUCCCCUUUUGGUAAGAUUAGAUGCAUUUGAUACAUAAGACUUUUGAACUGCAAGUCUGGAUUUGUUCAUUUAGGUAUGAUGGAAUAGAAAUAGUUCCUUGAAAAAAUUAUAUUGAUAAAAUCAAAAUGGAAGCAUGCCUAACAAAAUUGUAUAGAAAAAGCAUGAGGAUAGUUCUCCAUGAAGUCAUAGAUUUAUUCAGAAGAUCCUUUUCAAAAGUGCUGCACAAUUAUAUUUCCCAGUACAGGUCCUUCAGUACCUUGCUAGUUGGAUCUGUGAAUUUGCAGCUGGAAAAGCACAUGAAUGUGCAUCAACAUUACAUCACAAGCACAUUUUCCAACACAGAAUAGCUUGUGGCCUGGAAAAAUGGCAGAAUUUGUGUGUUGAGUUUGUCCAGAGAAUACAUGUACAGUGUACAAGCAAGUUGCUUGGCUUAUUCAAUGUGUACAUUAUUUUAACAGGAUGAAACUUACUGGAAAUUAGUUUAUUUUCUACACUUACUGGAAUGUGCCUGGACAUCUAGGAAUGAUAUCUAAGGGUUUGCAGAUAGCUUUGUCUUUCGGUAGUGAUUCUAGUUUUGUUUAACGGAAAAACAACUGUUGUAUGGAACUGGAGGUGAAGUGAGAGGCCCAAGCCUCAGGAUAUGUAAAUAGCAUGAAAGGUCAAUAGAAGGAUUCCAGCUGUCAGCAUCAAUUUCUGUAGGAGCUGGAAGGCAGACAUAAAGCUGUUGCUUGCACUCUUUGCUCUGGCUCCCAUUCAGUUAUUGUGCAUCUCUCUCCACCACCCACUCAAACAUAAUUGCAGUACUAAAGUGAUAACAUUAAAAGGGCUGUUUGGAAGAAGGUGACUUAAAUUAUGUAUAUAUCGGUAACUAUAUUGGGUGGAUGGUUAGCUUGCAGCCAGUUUGAUGUAUCAUCAGUGUACGGUCAGUCCAGCUGAGGCUCAGAUUUCACAGAUACCAUCUAUCGCAAGGAGACUGUUCUUUUUCAAGAAAGGGCUAUGAAAUUUCUCUCAAGCACCAGUGUUCUUUUAAUUUAUAAAACAAGCAUAUUUUUAUGACCCUUUAUAUUUCAUAUUAAAAAUGGAAUGGAUGUUUCUUUUUAAAUAUUUCCACAAAAGGAGGAACUGAGGGGGGGGGAAUAUAAUAUGCUGCUGCAGAGUUCCACUGGCAGCACUAGCUGGUGCCUUGAGCUGGAAAUGCUGAAUGGGCAAGCAAGCUCUCUGCUUGUUUUUUCUUUCUAGCUGAUCAUACAAGAUAGAGCUUGUCCCAUGGGAAAUUUCUUGUACCCUCAAAUAUUUUUUUCUAUGGCAGCCUGGCCUUGGUGUUUAUAUAAGCAAAGAGACGCUGCAGUGUCAGUAUUAUGAGUUCUGUUUUUUUAGUGUUACAUGUUGUAUAGUCACUAGGGAGGGGUGCAUGUGCCCACUGCUUUUUCUGAUUCCUAGAGGAUGAUUCAUUGUUAACUUUCUUUGGGUUUGGCUUGCAGAAAUCAGUACAUCUAGUGAUAGCGGCCAGAGAAACUUGCCAAAUGUGGACUGAGCCAGGGUUUUAGGCCUUUAUUUUUCCCAUCAUGACUUUCUCAGUAUUGAUACAAGAACUGCUAAGUGUUAAGUAAACAUGAACAUAUGCACUUUAGCAUAUACCAUCAUAAGAGUUUUGAAUGAAUCUGUAAACCCACUUCAAUCUGGUUUUUCAUCCAGAACUGAAACUCACUUGGUUGUUUUGUGGGGGCAGAUUUUAGCUGGUUGCAUCCUGCUAUGGAACUCCCUCCCAAAGGAGAUUGAUUUGGCACUGCCUUGACUGUAUUCCAGGUACUAGGGGAAUUCUUUCCUGUUGAUCUGGGUUGGGUUUAAUUUGUUUUCCAGUCUGGUUUGAGUCAAUCACUUAGUAAUUGCUUUGGCAUUGUGGGUGCUGCAAUUGUUUUUGAAGUGUAUAACUGAUUUUAUCUGGAAUUUAAUGGUAUGUUGGCAUUGUUUUAGGCUUCUGUGUUUUAUGGUUAAUACUUUUCCGUUCAGCAGAUGUGAAUGACUUUACAGACGGUAAAAUGAUACAUAUAUGUAUUUUAAAUAAAAAUGGUGAUACUGAGAUGUUCA
Messenger RNA from Podarcis muralis (Common wall lizard), 4391 nucleotides. NCBI's taxonomy places the organism in Eukaryota, Metazoa, Chordata, Lepidosauria, Squamata, Lacertidae. The record is from RefSeq and is a predicted model, not a curated record.